Messenger RNA from Cygnus atratus (black swan), 738 nucleotides. Its product is annotated as tetraspanin-18-like. The transcript has 7 exons. The coding region runs from base 1 to 738 and encodes 245 amino acids. Lineage: Eukaryota; Metazoa; Chordata; Aves; Anseriformes; Anatidae. The record is from RefSeq and is a predicted model, not a curated record. Gene Ontology annotation, cellular component: membrane.
AUGGGUGUCUUGAGCUGCGUGAAGUACCUGAUGUUCAUCUUCAACGUGCUGGUGUUUGCCGGGGGGACGUGCCUGGUGGGCGUCGGGGUCUGGGUGGCCGUGGACCCGGCUGGUUUCCAGGACAUCGUGGCCGCCAAGCCUGUGCUGAGCGCGGGCGCCUACCUGCUGCUGGCCGUGGGCAUCGCCCUCUCGCUGCUGGGCUUCCUGGGGUGCUGCGGGGCCCUGCGCCGGAGCCGGCUCCUGCUGCUGGUGUUCUUCGUCCUCGUCAGCCUCGUCUUUGUCACACAGCUGGUCGGGGCUGUGCUCUUCCUGGUGCACUGGAAACAGAUCCGGCCAGAGCUCUUCCUGUCUGAGCUGCAGAGGAACUACCGCGGGGAUGAGGACGCCGAGGUCUUCUCUGUGGCCUGGAACACCCUCAUGGUCAUGUUCUCCUGUUGUGGCGUUUUAGGGCCUGAAGACUUUGGGAAUGGCUCCCGGUUCCAGGAGCUGCAUCCGGGGACGCCCUGGCCGCAGGCGUGCUGUGCCCGGGACGGGCUCCUGCAGGCAGGCGAGCUGCUGGGCUGGGAGCAGUGCCGGGAGAGGAGCCCUGGCUACAUCCACGAGCAGGGCUGCUUCCCCACCUUCGGCAGGACCUUGCAGAAUUACAUCUCCGUCCCCGGGACGUGCAGCUUGGCCGUGCUGGGCAUCGAGAUCUUUGCCAUGUUCUUUGCCUUUUGCCUUUACUACAACUUCGACUGA